Messenger RNA from Drosophila miranda, 2246 nucleotides. RefSeq lists its product as uncharacterized. The transcript has 5 exons. Lineage: Eukaryota; Metazoa; Arthropoda; Insecta; Diptera; Drosophilidae. The coding region runs from base 104 to 1255 and encodes 383 amino acids. The record is from RefSeq and is a predicted model, not a curated record.
CUUAUCGAUAAGUCCGCGGUCACACUGCCGACACAAUAAUAAUUCAUAGCCGAAUUUAGCAAACGGCUCAGCUUUUGCUGGCUGAAUCCCAACAAUACCGACCAUGACAUCCAUCCUGGACAUGAAGGCUGGCCCGCCGGACUACUGGGCCGAGAUCAGCAACUUCUUUCUGCCGCUAAAAUAUCUAAUAACCAACGACCGGUUCGAUGCGUUUGUCCAGGAUAUUGACUUGUAUUACCUGAUAAAUGCUGUGUUUUGGAUAUUUGUGGCUCUGUCCUGUGGCUUCUAUGGGUUUCAGCGUGUUUUUCAGUUCUUCCUCAAGUCGUCGAAUAUGAAGUACUUUAAGCGCAAACAAUUCGCGAGACUGAUUUGGAACAUCGCCUUCUAUGCAGCCAGCUGCCUGUUCCUGCACUUCUACAAUGAGUUUAUGAUACUCCCCCAGCUGAUGAAGAAUCAGGGACGAUACUCGCUCUUUUAUUCGUCGGAGAAUCUUAUCUUCUACCGGUCCCAUCAAUUGGAAAAGUUUCAGUUUUACUCAAUUUUCAUCAUCACCUUCUACCUGCAUGGAGCCAUGCUGGACUACAAGGAGGCGGACUUUCUAGAGGUCGGCUCUAAAGGCCUCUACCUGUUGGCCCUCGUGGCCAUCGAUGUGUACAGAUAUGAGAACUAUUUUGUGGGCCUGAAUCUCACGCUGGGCCUGUACAGCAUACUCACCGAAGUGCUCGCCCUGCUCUCCCUGCCCAGCUCCAAUCGGAAUCGGCUGGUAUAUCAAAUGUUCCUUGGCCUGAGAAUCGCAGCGUGGGCGCAUGUGUUCAUCAAUCUGCUGCCCUUCAAGUAUUUCAUUCCCACUCUCUUUGCGAAGAACUUCAAGUUGCCGCUGAAUGUAGCCAUUUGGCUGUGGUACGGUCUCUCGAUCUGGAACUCCCCGGUGCUGCAGUACUUUUACCAUCAGAUAUAUCAUUCGAAUCCAUCGGAUUGCUCCGGUGAGGGAUCUGCGGCGAAAUGCAUCCUGGUCAAGGACUCCAUUGAGUACCGUCACUACAAGACGCUAAAAAAGGCCUAUUUUGAGGUAAAACUGGCCCAUGAAAAGGCCACGGCUAAUGCCUUGCCAGCCAGCGAAUCCGCCUCGGCCUCGGCUAAAACCUUUCAGGCCAUCAAAUGCGUAAUGAUGCUAAAGCGUAAAUUGAAGCGUAUACGGGAAGGACGUGGACACGAGCCGGAGGAUGACAACGAAGAUGUGACCACUGAUACCUAAUCUUCACUAGCAACUGCACCUCGCAAUUAGAAAAGACACCACAACUUACAUAAAAGCAUAGAGACACAUUUCCUUAAACCAAAAAAGACAAAGUUUUGCAUAGGCUAAAAUUUCACCAAAAAUUAAACUACCUCCCACUCUCUCUCUCUCUCUAUCUCUCUCUAUAUAUAUAUAUCUUUCUCUCUAUCACAAACGCCUGGCAAGUUAAAUUACAGUGCGUUUUGCCAGUGCUAAGCGUUAGAAAUCUCUAAAGUUUGCCUGAGCUAUCCAUCCUUAUACUGUUUUAUGCAUAGUAUUUUAAACAAUUGUUCCUCAUAUUUAUUGGUUCCUCAUUAUAAGAGCAAAACUCAAUGUAUUAAUUAACCAGAGAACUUAUUUUCGUUUCCUCUAAGACCUAUAGAUCUUUUGGCACAAAAUACCGUCUUAUAACUCUUUGUGAGACUCUGCUCUAAUACUAAUACUAAUUUAUAAUAACCCUAGAGGCUAAUCCAUUAUGCAACCAACUACUUUUUACCUAGUACAUACAACUAAGGUUAUAAUUCGCAGUGCCUUUCUUUAAUAUCUUUGUGAGAGAGUCCCUUCUCAUAGUAUAAUAAUUAGGAAUAGCCCUAGAGGGGCGUCCAUCAACUUAUUUUUAAAUGUUAAUCAAACGUUGUGCAAUGAAGGAAAACCUUACAGGUUCUGCCUUAUCAUUUAGACACGAUUUACUAGACACGCAUAAACUACACUCAGGCUUGGGCCAGAGGAGUAAAUGUCAUAAUAUCAGAGGGAUCUCUGGCCAUCGCAUUCUCAGGCCCAGGGAGAUGGUUCCAUCUGGUAUAGUACACCUCUAGGGCUGGCUUUCUUUCCCUCAAAAACCCCUUAAACCAUCUCUCUUUCACAGGCAGACUGUUUCUCUUUCUCUCUCUCUCUUUUAGAUGUUUAAGUCGCCUUCAACUUAUUGUUGUUUAUUCGCUGUGACUUAAUGACAUAUUGAAAUAUUUUAAUGUUU